GAUUUUUUUUCUUUCAUUUCCCGACGGACGACGAGGCGAGGCGUUCGUUCGAUCGUUUGUUCACGUCAUCUUUUUACCCGUGUAAUGUCUGAUUUCUGUGUCCCACAUGCUUAGGGGUAACCGAAUAAAGAAGAAAUCCAAGAAUCCCCGCACAAGAAGAAAAGUACGCGCGACGGCGGACGUAAAUGUGAACUAGAAAGUGUUUAAUCGAGUCGCGAGUGUCGUCCGUCCGGUUGGAUCUGGUUAUAGGCGGUUCAAACUGACUCCGGGCUCCCUUUCCCUCGUAUACCUUUAUUUUGGGGUUUACUAGUGUUAUUUUAAAGACUUACUUUUACUAUAAUCUUUAUUAAAUUAGUGUUUUUGUGUGAGUUUUCACUUGAAACCGAUCCAAAAUGUCUGAGGAGUCGUCAGCAGAUCGUAAUGUUGAAAUAUGGAAAAUCAAGAAACUCAUCAAGAGUUUGGAGAUGGCGAGAGGCAAUGGCACAUCAAUGAUAUCACUCAUCAUCCCGCCUAAGGACCAGAUCUCCCGCGUGUCCAAGAUGUUGGCUGACGAGUUCGGCACCGCGUCCAACAUCAAGUCGCGCGUCAACAGGCUCUCUGUGCUCGGGGCCAUCACCUCUGUACAGCAUCGGCUCAAGCUCUAUACUAAAGUACCUCCAAACGGCCUGGUGAUCUACUGCGGGACCAUCGUAACGGAGGAAGGCAAGGAGAAGAAAGUGAAUAUCGACUUCGAGCCGUUCAAACCGAUCAACACGUCGCUCUACCUGUGCGACAACAAGUUCCAUACAGAAGCCCUGACCGCUCUGCUCGCUGAUGACAACAAGUUCGGGUUCAUUGUUAUGGAUGGUAACGGCGCCCUGUUUGGUACGCUGCAGGGGAAUACUCGAGAGGUGCUUCACAAGUUCACAGUGGACCUCCCAAAGAAGCACGGGCGCGGUGGUCAGUCGGCGCUCCGUUUCGCGCGUCUGCGUAUGGAGAAACGUCACAACUACGUGAGGAAGGUGGCGGAGGUGGCCACGCAGCUGUUCAUCAGCGCGGACCGGCCCAACGUGGCCGGAUUGAUCCUCGCCGGUUCCGCUGACUUCAAGACUGAGCUCUCGCAGUCCGACAUGUUCGAUCCGCGGCUGCAAGCCAAGAUAAUAAAGUUGGUGGACGUGUCAUACGGCGGCGAGAACGGCUUCAACCAGGCCAUCGAGCUGGCGGCGGAGUCGCUGCAGAACGUCAAGUUCAUACAGGAGAAGAAACUCAUCGGCAGAUACUUCGACGAGAUCUCACAGGACACAGGCAAAUACUGCUUCGGAGUGGACGACACUCUGCGCGCGCUGGAGCUGGGCGCGGUGGAGACCCUCAUUUGCUGGGAAAACCUUGACAUACAGAGAUAUGUUCUGAAGCUACACGCAACAGGCCAGGAAACCAUCUUACAUCUGACGCCAGAGCAGGAGAAGGACAAGUCACAUUUCACCGACAAAGAGAGCGGGGUGGAGCUGGAGCUGGUGGAGUGCCAGCCGCUGCUGGAGUGGCUGGCGAACAACUACAAGUCGUUUGGCGCGACCCUCGAGAUCAUCACCGACAAGAGCCAGGAGGGUAGCCAGUUCGUGCGCGGCUUCGGCGGAAUUGGCGGUCUUCUGCGCUACAAAGUGGACUUCCAAUCUAUGCAACUGGACGACGAGGAGAUCGACAACCUGUACGACAUUGACGACUACUAAGCGUGUCAGUGUCGGCCAACGUGGAUCGAUGUCGGCCAACGUGGAUCGGUGUCGGCCAAUAUGGAUCGGUGUCGGCCAUAAUGGAUCGGUGUCGGCCAACGUGGAUCGGUGUCGGCCAACGUGGA
Molecule: messenger RNA, 1831 nt
Organism: Pectinophora gossypiella (pink bollworm)
Lineage: Eukaryota; Metazoa; Arthropoda; Insecta; Lepidoptera; Gelechiidae
Gene: eRF1
Product: eukaryotic peptide chain release factor subunit 1
Exons: 9
Coding region: 393-1706 (437 amino acids)
Biological process (GO): cytoplasmic translational termination
Cellular component (GO): translation release factor complex; cytosol
Molecular function (GO): translation release factor activity, codon specific; sequence-specific mRNA binding
Source: RefSeq, a predicted model, not a curated record